AUGGCGACGGCCAAGAUGGCGACCCCCAUGCCUUGCACACGGCGCUGCUCGAUCCUGCUCGCGGGGGGAUGUGGCACAUUAGAAGAGGCCAUUAGAACUUUAUGUGACAGGGAACCUCAUCUUUGCAGAACCCACUACAGAGUGCUUUGUGCUGUAAUCCUCUGGGCACAUGCCUUACUUUCUGAUGCAUUUGAUGUUGUUGUACCAAAGACCCCUUCAGUUGGUAUCCACGGUCAAAGCGUUGUCCUUGGAUGUGGCUUUGCAGUUAUUGACGGCUUCUCGCUCGAACAUAUUGUAAUCACCUGGCAACGCACCAGGGACAACAAAGUGGUACAUAGUUACCAUUAUGGCAAAGAUCAGCAUGAUAAACAGGACAGGCAGUAUUCAGGCAGAACGAGCCUAUUUACAGAGGAACUCAGAAAUGGCAAUAUUUCGCUCAAGCUGGAUAAACUGAGAGUUGAAGACGCAGGCCAGUACAUGUGCUUUGUCAGCAGUGUAAUCGGGAGUGCCAAAGGGACGGUGUCAUUGGAAAUUGCAGCAUACUACAGUGAGCCAGAUGUCCUGGUCAAAUUCCAAUCAUCUGGUACAAGUUUCAUUCUAACAUCUCGAGGUUAUCCUGAGGCAUCUGUUUCCUGGCACUGUGAAGAUAAUAACAAGCACUUAAAGCCUGACGUUUCAUUUUCUAAAACUGAAGAUGGACUUUACUCGCUCAAAAGUAUUCUUGAAGUUGCUCAAGUGAGCAUGUGUAAUAAAUUUGUGGCUGAAAUACAGAAUCAUCUUGUUAACCAGACUAUCAUCAGGAGGUUCAACCGGCCUUUGGCAGAUUCAGGCGAGAAUAAACAGGCAGUCACUUUCAUGAACGUUUGCAUUGCCAUGGGCUUAUUUUUGCUGGCAUUUGGCACAAUUAUCACUCUGUAUUUGGUUAAACGAGAAAAGCAACUAAGAAGAAUCAAUGAUGAAUUAACAGUAAUGAACAUAUAAAUGUGAUUCUAUAAAUAAAAUUUUUCAUAUCAAUUCAUUUUCAUGAUGUCAAUGGUGCUGGAAAGUCCUGCUGGAAAUAUGUUUGCUUAACUUUUUGUAAGCCUUUCCUGUGUCAGACAUGAUAAUGAUCAUUCCUGUGUUGCUUUGCAUCACCUGUAAUGUCUGGACUGGACACUUGUCGACACCAGAUUCUGCUAGUGACCCUGACAAGGUUUCCAGUCGAUGAAAUGUACCAUGAGCACUGGUGAAGAAACUUGGACAUCUUGUGGGGAAUCAUCCAUUCCACGAUCCUGGUCAACAUGGAUACAAAUCUUCUGCCAACCACAGAAUCCUCUGUCCAGGGACCACACUGCCUCUUCCAGCCUGGCCCUGGAUGUAUCAAGCUCUCAGGCAAACAGACACUCGGAGGAGAGCAACGUGGCACAGGAACGCUUGAGCAAGGGGUUGGCUGUACUAACAGAGGGAUAGCAAGAGCCAGUCUCAGGGAUUAUAAACUAUUAAAACUGUCAAUAAAAUUAAAACCUUUUGAAGCUUUCAAACAUUCGCAAGUAUUCAAGGAAAGCUUUGGGAAAGCAAACGGGGAGGCAGGGUGGCUUUGAACGAGUGGUACAGAUCCAAUCGGUGUUAUGAGUCUGCGGAUAUGGCAGGAAGAGAAUAUCAAGCAACCAGUAGUUUGAUCUGCAUGGAUCAUAAAAGCCACAGAUUGUGUGCCAACAAUCCAGACGAUAUAAUCCCUGAAAACUUCACCACUGCCCUGCUAGAAUUUGUAAGGUCAACAGGAGAUGACCUCAUUUUUCAAUGGUUGCUGGUUUCUCCACUCUUCACUGUGCGUGUCUGCAGUAUCUGGAGGAUCUCUCAGUGGCCACCCAUUUUAAUCCCAUUUCCCAUUCCCACUCCAAUAUGGCCAUCCAUGGCCUCCUCUUCUGUCCUGGUGAGGCCACACUUAAGUUGGAGGGACAGCACCUUAUAUUCCAUCUGGGUAGCCUCCAAUGUGACGGCAUGAACAUCGAUUUCUCAAAUUUCCGCUAAUGACCCACACCCCCUUUCACCAUUUCCCAACCCCUUUUCCCUCUCUCACCAUAUCUUCUUUCACUGCCGUGUUUGUUCCCAGAGUUUUGUUUUCAAUCCAUUUCAAACUGUGCCUGUAAUGGUCCAUUUUGUAAUUGUAUUCACGAUAACUUUGUACAUUAUUACUUACACAAAUACUUGCAUUGUAAGCAACAUGUUACGCACUAUCAUGUAUGAGUAAUUUCCUUGUGUACAAAAGCAUGACAGUACAAUGUGUUUUGUUGAUAUUGCAUUUUUAUUGAUAUAAACAUCAUAAUUUAACAGAA
Molecule: messenger RNA, 2315 nt
Organism: Hypanus sabinus (Atlantic stingray)
Lineage: Eukaryota; Metazoa; Chordata; Chondrichthyes; Myliobatiformes; Dasyatidae
Product: CD276 antigen-like
Exons: 6
Coding region: 1-981 (326 amino acids)
Biological process (GO): negative regulation of T cell proliferation; cellular response to lipopolysaccharide; cell surface receptor signaling pathway
Cellular component (GO): external side of plasma membrane
Source: RefSeq, a predicted model, not a curated record